This is a messenger RNA of Terrapene triunguis (Three-toed box turtle), 1081 nucleotides long. RefSeq names its product aurora kinase B (gene AURKB). Gene Ontology annotation, cellular component: spindle pole centrosome; spindle microtubule; spindle midzone. NCBI's taxonomy places the organism in Eukaryota, Metazoa, Chordata, Testudines, Emydidae. Bases 1 to 1044 code for a protein of 347 amino acids. Gene Ontology annotation, molecular function: protein kinase activity; ATP binding. The record is from RefSeq and is a predicted model, not a curated record. Gene Ontology annotation, biological process: regulation of cytokinesis; protein phosphorylation; mitotic spindle organization. The transcript is spliced from 6 exons.
AUGGGCAACAAGCGGUACUGCACCCUGCGUCAGUCCCAUAGCAACCUGCAGCGCCCCCCAGGACACCGCAUUGGCAGCAGGAGAUACUGCACCCUGCGUCAGCCCCAUGGGACCUUGCAACGCCCCCGAGUGGCAGCAGGCAUACAAAUCCCCUGCUGUCCCUUGGCAUCCUGUUCUGCACCCCCCAACUCUAACCCCCCCCGCCCCCCCAGGCGAGUCUUUACCAUCAAUGACUUUGAGAUCGGGCGCCCGCUGGGCAAGGGGAAGUUCGGGAACGUGUACCUGGCCCGAGAGCGGGCGUCCCGGUUCAUCGUGGCGCUCAAGGUGCUCUUCAAGUCGCAGAUGGAGAAGGAGGGCGUGGAGCACCAGCUGCGGCGGGAGAUCGAGAUCCAGUCCCAUCUCCAACACCCCAACAUCCUGCGCCUCUACAACUAUUUCCACGACAAGAAGCGGGUCUACCUGAUCCUGGAGUACGCGCCCCGCGGCGAGCUCUACAAGGAGCUGCAGAAGUGCCGGCAGUUUGACGAGCAGAAGACCGCCACGUUCAUGGAGGAGCUCGCUGACGCGCUCAUCUACUGCCACGCCAAGAAGGUGAUUCACCGUGACAUCAAGCCGGAAAAUCUCCUCAUGGGCCUCAAGGGCGAACUCAAGAUCGCCGACUUCGGCUGGUCUGUGCACGCGCCCUCGCUGAGGCGGAGGACCAUGUGUGGCACGCUCGAUUACCUGCCUCCCGAGAUGAUCGAGGGCAAGACGCAUGACGAGAAGGUGGAUCUAUGGUGCAUUGGGGUCUUGUGCUAUGAGCUGCUGGUGGGGCAGCCGCCCUUCGAGAGCUCCACCCACACGGAGACAUAUCGCCGCAUCACCAAGGUGGAUCUGCAGUUCCCGCCGUUCAUGUCGGAAGGUUCCCGGGACCUGAUCGCCAAGCUGCUGCGCCACAACCCUGCGGAGCGGCUGCCACUGCGGGCCGUGCUGGAGCACCCCUGGGUGAAGGCCAAUUCCCGGCGGGUGCUGCCGCCCGUCUUCAACCCCACUCCUGCCAACUAGCCCUGCCCCGCGGCCUCUUUCAUCCCUCACGGGGGGG